Messenger RNA from Penaeus monodon (black tiger shrimp), 1932 nucleotides. RefSeq names its product F-box only protein 31-like. The transcript is spliced from 9 exons. Bases 185 to 1432 code for a protein of 415 amino acids. The record is from RefSeq and is a predicted model, not a curated record. Lineage: Eukaryota; Metazoa; Arthropoda; Malacostraca; Decapoda; Penaeidae. Gene Ontology annotation, molecular function: protein binding.
GUAACGUGUAUCUGCCAUGACGUCAGAGGUGACGUCGCUAUUGCACCACCUUGCAAUUUAAAGGAAUUCAAUGUUAUUUUGUUUACGUCCCUGACAACAGUAAGACUUCUCUGUCUCUCUCAUAUUUACGAGACUGAGUGUAGGGUUGUAAUUUGGAGUAUGUUAGUAUAACCACAAAGAAACAAUGGACCAAGACAUUGCAACCCAAGAUAUAGACUCUGGUGGUCUACAAGUGACUAACCUAUCAGAAGAUGUUUUGGUCAAGAUCUUAAUGGAAUGUUCUGCGCACGAUCUCGUUGCAAUCAGCACUACAUGUAAAUUAUUCUAUCGUCUAGCAAGGGAUGAGCUGAUUUGGAAAGCUAUCUGUAAAAGAGAUUAUAACAUUUCACAAGAUGAUAUUGGAGACAAUGAUUCAUAUUACAAGCUCUAUGCAAACUUGUUACACAAAUAUGGCUGGUUGCAAGGGACGUACCAGACUGAAGUUGGCCCAUAUGGGGAACUCAUGGAAGUUAAGUUUGAGAAUGGGUGUAUAAAAGGUUUGAACUGGGAGAUUGGUUCAGAAAUAGAUGUAGAUGCCCCACUCAGUCAGUAUGUCCUGUUCUCUAUCAAAGGCAACAAGAAAUCUCCUGAGGGUGUCUGUCUACCAGACAUUGCUCCUCAUUCAUGCUCACUUGUUUUGGACAAGAGGAAAGGUCAUAUAAAACAACACUGCUCAGAGCCCGAUAAUCAUAUACAGGCCCUUGUAGAAUACAUCAUUAGUGGCAAGCAUACGGAAUCAGGAUGGGUGAAUAGAUUGAAGAUGGUGUUUUUGAAUGAAGUACUAGCUUCAGGAGCUCUGCACCAGCCAAUCUUCAUCCCAGGGCCUCAAAACAUACCAGAAGAGCUCCUUAUGAAGGAUGGAACACUCCCAGCACAGUUAAUCACACCAGGACUUUUUAAGGGUUCCUAUGGAAGCCAUGGCACCGAGCUCAUUUUGUUCAAGUACAAAGAUGAGAAUGAGCUUCAUGGCAUAAAGGUAACUGGAGAUCCAAAUGUGUAUGCAGGGAAGAUUACAGUCAAAGUGUCACUUAGGUUUCCUGUCAAACCUCUCACUAGAGAAGAGCAAAGGUCCUAUGAAAUUUUGAAAGACAUCGAGCCAGAACAGAGUGCAGAACCUAUCUCCAGCAUCAAACCACAAACCUUCAUUCCCCCAGAUGGUUUUGAUCUUCGUGACACAUCUCCUCCUGACAGUUGUAAAGCAAGAUAUCAUGGUUUUGGUCAGAUAGCAUUUGAAGGAUUUCAACACCCCAACUUCAUUGGAGCACAUAUCAUGGUGUUCAACAAUGACCUGCUCGGAGUUGCCUGGAUUACUCUGGAAUCAUUCAGUCUGUUUCGACGUGUUGAGAAUACUUUUACCCCAAAUAUCCUGACUGAUAUUGAGAGCGCUUUAUAAGAUGGAAAUAAGAUACAUUUGUUGAGCAGCACUUUCACUCCAUGCUGGAUAUAUGUGUGCGUGCGUGUGCGUGUGUGUGUGCAUGUGUGUCUUUUUUUUUUUCUUUUUUUCUUUUUUCUUCAGUCUGCCUUAGUUGUUCUUUAGAGAUUUGUUGGCUUUCUCAUCUCAUGCAUUUGAUGUACAAUAAUUAUGGUUUAAUUUGCAAAGGCAAAGAAAUUUACAUCAAUGAUAACAGUAAUGUGUUUGUAUUAUUGACACAUUAUCUCCCAGUUAAAAAUGGUUAUAAGAUCUUUUUAUUUGAUCUAACUGUUAAAUACUGUUUGGAAUUCUGUAAGGAAGAUUUUCUGUUUUUUAAAAUUGGUCACAAAAAAAUUGUAUACUCUUAUUUGAAUGAUUGUAAAUUUUUCUUUAUUCGGGGUUCACUUAUGUAUUGUUUUGAAUGGUUGUAGUUUUUCUUUAUUCAGGGUUUGUUUGUGUUACUUGAAUGUUUUUUUUUUUUU